Molecule: messenger RNA, 1899 nt
Organism: Lodderomyces margitis
Lineage: Eukaryota; Fungi; Ascomycota; Pichiomycetes; Serinales; Debaryomycetaceae
Gene: EMP70
Product: Emp70p
Exons: 1
Coding region: 1-1899 (632 amino acids)
Biological process (GO): vacuolar transport; protein localization to membrane
Cellular component (GO): endosome; fungal-type vacuole membrane
Source: RefSeq, a predicted model, not a curated record
AUGCUAGAUACAUUUAUACUUGCUCUAACGCUACUUGCCAGCUUGGGCAGUGCGUUUUACUUACCUGGAGUUGCACCCACCGAUUACAAAGAAGGCCAAUCAAUACCAUUAUACGUGAACCAUUUAACGCCAGCAUUACAUCAUGGAGCAUUAGGCAAGGGCACUACAUCGACGUAUGUAUACUCAUAUGAUUACUAUUACCCUAAAUUCCACUUUUGUCAACCCGAAGGAGGCCCAGUCAAGCAGCUGGAAUCGUUGGGAUCAAUUAUUUUUGGUGAUCGUAUUUUCAACUCACCUUUCCAAAUUGAAAUGUUGAAGGAUGUUGAAUGUAAGACGUUGUGUACUUCAACUUAUCCCAAAUCGGACUCGGUAUUUGUCAAUAGAAACAUUAGAGCUGGAUACAGUUAUAAUUGGCUUGUUGAUGGAUUGCCAGUGGCUAGAAUUAUUGAGGAUUUAAGAACGCACUCGGAAUUUUACGGCACAGGAUUUGAUAUUGGUGCAAUUGAUCCUGAUAACCAAGCCGUAUUGUUUAACCACUUUGAUUUGAACAUCAUGUAUCAUGAGAAGGGCGAUGGCAAGAAUUACCGAGUUGUUGGUAUCACGGCUACGCCUCAAUCCAAGGAUAGAUCUGCUUUGCCAGAAGACUCAGCACCAGAUGCGUUGUGUGCAAGUGACUUGAAGCCAAUUAGUUUGAGUAAAGAGAAAGACACCCCUGUGCUAUUCACUUAUUCUGUUAAAUUCGAAAAGAGUAAAAUUGCAUGGGCAACCAGAUGGGAUCAAUAUUUGCAUGUUUAUGAUCCAAAGAUCCAAUGGUUUUCCUUGAUCAAUUUCUCAUUGAUUGUGUUGAUUUUGGGUAUUGUUAUCGCCAAUAUUUUGUUGAGAACUUUGAAAAAUGACAUUGUCAAGUAUAAUGAGGUUAAUUUGGAUGAGGAUAUCACUGAUGAAAGUGGUUGGAAAUUGGUCCAUGGUGAUGUGUUUAGACCACCACCACAAAGAUUGUUGUUGUCGGUACUUGUUGGAAGUGGUGCCCAAAUAUUCUUUAUGGUGUUUGUCACUAUUUUCUUUGCCUUGUUUGGAUUGUUGUCGCCAUCAAACAGAGGAGCAUUGUCGACGUUUUCAUUUGUGCUCUACAUUUUGAGUAGUUUCGUGUCGGCAUACGUAUCGGGAUACUUGUACAGGUUCCUUGGUGGUGACAAUUGGAAGUUGAAUUUACUCCUUACUCCAGUUCUUGUGCCUGGUAUUUUAUUUGCUGUGUUUGUGUUUCUCAAUUUCUUUUUGAUCUCAGUUGAUUCAUCAGGUGCCAUCCCUAUUGGUACAAUGGUUGCAAUUAUUGUUAUUUGGUUCAUCAUUUCCAUUCCAUUAUCAGUUGUUGGCUCAAUCCUUGCGUCAAAGAGACCUUUGUUGGAUGUGCCAGUCAGGACCAACCAAAUUCCAAGACAAAUUCCUCAACAACCAUGGUAUUUGAAAUUGAUCCCCGUCACACUCAUUAGCGGAAUCUUCCCAUUCGGUUCAAUCGCUGUCGAAAUGUACUUUAUUUAUUCAUCAUUAUGGUUCAACAAGAUUUUCUACAUGUUUGGUUUCUUGUUCUUUUGCUUCCUUUUAAUGAUUAUGACUACAAGCUUAAUCACUAUUCUUAUGGUUUACUAUACAUUGUGCUCAGAAAACUAUCAAUGGCAAUGGAGAUCCAUUUUCAUUGGUGGAGGAUGUGCGCUCUAUGUGUUUAUUCAUUCCAUCUUCCUCACCGGUGGUGAAAAAUUGGCUGGGUUGACCUCGUUUGUGUUGUACACUGGUUAUUCCAUUGUCAUUUCAUUGUUGGUUUUCCUUUGUUGUGCAAGUGUUGGGUUCAUCAGUAGUAUGUUCUUUGUUAGAAAGAUUUAUGGACAAAUUAAGAUUGAUUAG